UCACUUUAAUUUUCAUUUUAAUCAUCUUCUUUACUUCAUAAUUAUUCAUUUUGUAUCUUCUCAAACACAAAAAAUAUAUAUAGAUAUACAUUUUUUCUUAAAUCAUACAUAGAAUAUGUGACAUUAUAUUUAUAAAUAUUUUUAAAAGUUUAGUCAUUUUUAUGGCUAUGUUUGAUGGAAUUUUUAUAAGAUGAAUACGAUGAAUGUGAAUAUUAAUAAUAAAAAUAAAAUAAAAGUAAAGAGUCGAUCCUAAAUGAGUGGGGAGGUACCGUUGUAGGCCACGUCGAGCAAUCUCCGGUGGAGGCGUGGAUUUCAAGACGAGGGUUGCUAAAAUUCAAACAGAAGCUCACCAUUUUCAGUAUUUAAAGAAGAGGGUAGAGACAGCGUGAGAGCAUUCCGCACCUUAAUCGGCACACAUACCCAACUCAUAAAUCCAUCUUUACUUUCAAGUUAUGGCCACUCUUCUUGUUCCUCAUGAUGUUCCUCCCCCAAAUGUUGAUGCAGAAGCCAUUAAAGCCGCUUUCCGAGGCUGGGGUACUGAUGAGAAGGCCAUCGUUGCCGUUCUGGGUUACAGAAAUGCACCUCAGAGGAGGCAAAUCAGGAUUGCUUACGAACAGCUCUUCGAAGAGGAUCUUGUUAAGCGCUUUGAAUCUGAGCUCUCUGGCCACCUCGAGAGAGCUGUAUACCGAUGGAUACUAGAUCCAGAGGACAGAGACGCUGUGUUGGCUCACGUCGCCUUAAGGAAGCCCAAUGAAGAUUUUGCAGUUCUUGUUGAAUUUUCUUGCAUUUACUCUCCUGAAGAGUUCUUGGCAGUCAGAAGAGCGUAUCAACACCGGUACAAGCGAUCAUUAGAGGAAGAUGUUGCCGCCAACACUCACGAUGAUUUUCGCAAGCUAUUGGUGGGGUUGGUGAGUGCAUAUCGUUACAAUGGUGGAGAGAUAGAUGCAAGAUUAGCCAAAUCAGAAGCUGAGAUACUUGAGCGUGCAGUUAAAGACAAAGCCUUCAAUCAUGAAGAUGUUAUAAGGAUCCUAACCACAAGGAGUAAGGCACAGCUGAUUGCAACUUUCAAUCACUACAAAGAUGCCAAUGGUAUUUCUAUCUCUAAGCAAUUGGGCCAAGAUCGUGCUGCCAAUGAGUUCACAGAAGCACUUAAAACUGUGAUUCGAUGCAUCAACGACCCUGUAAAAUACUACGAGAAGGUGGUGCGAAAUGCAAUCAAGAAGGUUGGGAAGAGCGAUGAGGAUGCAUUGACUCGCGUGGUGGUGACGAGGGCGGAGAAAGACUUGAGGCAAAUAAAGGAGGCUUAUCACAAGAGAAACAGUGUUACCCUUGAUGAUGCUGUGAAAAAGGAGACCUCUGGCGACUACAAGCACUUCAUCCUUGCUCUUCUUGGUAACCAAACUGAGUAAAAGCACUGCUUCUUGAAUCCACAAUAACAUAUAUUACGUAUGAGUGUUUUAAUCGGCUUGUAAGUAGUUGGUUUAUUAAAAUAAUAAGCUGCUUCGUGCUCUUGAGACUUGUUGUGUUUGUUGAAGAAUGCUUGGUUUUGUAAUGAGGACAUAUUUAUAUUAAUUAAGCUGUGUGUUGUUCUAAA
Messenger RNA from Cucumis melo (muskmelon), 1594 nucleotides. RefSeq names its product annexin-like protein RJ4. NCBI's taxonomy places the organism in Eukaryota, Viridiplantae, Streptophyta, Magnoliopsida, Cucurbitales, Cucurbitaceae. Gene Ontology annotation, cellular component: cytoplasm. The coding region runs from base 453 to 1409 and encodes 318 amino acids. The record is from RefSeq and is a predicted model, not a curated record. Gene Ontology annotation, molecular function: calcium ion binding; calcium-dependent phospholipid binding. The transcript has 6 exons.